UGCAUUUGAAGAUAUUCCUUCUUUAGCGAAUUUACAAGCAUGUAUGUUGUAUUUGGUUUGCUUUCGCUUAGUGUAUGGUUAGUUAAUCCAACUAAUGUACACCGAAAUGCAUUUACUUUACCAAAAAUUGGCUAUCGUUUAAAUGGUAAAGAGCUAAAAAUCAAACAUAACAUGAAAACAACGUUUCUCUGUGCAAGUGAUUGUAUUCGUUUACAGGAAUGUUCUGCUUAUAAUUAUUUGGAGACAAAUGAAUCGUGUCAGUUAAUAGCUACGGCCAAUUUAUCGGAUUCUGAACCGGAUCCAAAUUCUAAAGUAGUUUUGAAAAAGCUAACUUGCAACAUCAACCCUUGUUUGCAAGGUGGUACGUGUCAUGAAGUUCCGACUUCUGUUUAUGAUGUAAGAGGAUACAAAUGUUCCUGUCCUUGUGGACGUUGUGGACAUAAUUGCAAUAGAUUGCAUUUUGGACAAGUUGAAGACGCUUGUAUAUAUCUCUUCAAUGCCGGUUACAAGAAAGUUGAAAGUCAGGAAGAAUGUAUGUCAUUUUGUUGGGAUACACAAGGUUGUAGAUCUGCUGAUUACAUAAGUAGUGAAGGAGCUUGUUGGCUGAAUUCAGUUACAGGAGACGAAGAACCUUUGACUAUGGAUUGUGAUAAGUGGUAUCCAGGUGUAGCUUAUCUCUUUUUCAAUUGCACUUGUGAUCCUUCGGAUUAAUAAAGCAAAAACUUCUGAUCGGAUAUUUAUACAUUGUAGUAGCGAUCUGAAUCAGUUGAUUUGAAUUACUGAUGAUUUAGUUCGUUGUUGAAAUCCUCUGAUUUAUUUAAAAUGGAUGUCAUUGAUUUAAAUCAAUUUAAAAAAAAUGUAUUGAUUGUUAUUAAAUGAAUAUAUUUAUUGAACCUCAAAAAGUGAUUUCAUUUUUAAUGCCAAUUUACAACGAGAGAAUAUCCAGAAUUACAUACAUAUAUUUUAGAAUAUAUUGAUUGUUGUUAAAUAAAUAUAUCUCUUACGGC
Parasteatoda tepidariorum (common house spider) is the source of this 1007-nucleotide messenger RNA. NCBI's taxonomy places the organism in Eukaryota, Metazoa, Arthropoda, Arachnida, Araneae, Theridiidae. The record is from RefSeq and is a predicted model, not a curated record.